AUGGCAGAAGAGGCUUUGAUAGAACCUAAUGGGAAAAGUAGAGGGCAUCUAACCUCAUCCCUGUUGGCGGUAGCGUUCCUCUCUUCUUUUGGGAGCUCCAUGCUGUAUGGUUAUAACCUGGCUGUUGUUAAUUCUCCUGCAGAGUACAUAAAGGACUUUUAUAACCAAACCAUUGUGAGGCGGAAUGGGUCAGGAGUGGAUAAAGAGUCUCUCACACUUAUUUAUUCAGUCACUGUGUCUAUAUUUGCCAUUGGAGGCCUGGUGGGCUCUCUCACAGUGGGAAUACAAGUUACCAGAUUUGGGAGGAGAGGGACACUGGUACACAGCACAGUUCUGGUGUUUAUCGCCGGAGUGCUGAUGGGCUUCAGCCGAUUAUGCGGAUCUCCAGAGAUGAUCAUCAUUGGGCGCUUCAUUGUAGGGAUACACUCAGGGAUUUCUCUCAGCGUAGUGCCCAUGUAUCUGGGAGAAAGUGCUCCAAAGAAUCUCCGGGGCUUCCUAGGACUCGUGCCCAGCAUCUUCAUCUGCAUAGGAGUGUUUAUCGCUCAGAUUCUGGGACUCCAUGAGCUCUUGGGCAAGGAAGAGCACUGGCCUCUGUUCCUCUCUCUAGUUGUGGUGCCUACAUUCAUACAGCUCAUGCUGUUGCCAUGGUUCCCAGAGAGUCCGAGAUAUCUGUUGAUGGAAAAGCGGAACAUUCAUGCCACUAUCACAGCACUGAAGUGGUACCGUACCAAAAGUAACAUCCAAGCUGAGGUGGAGGAGAUGCAGGAAGAGCAGCGCUCUCUGUCCUCAGUAGAGACUGUCUCAGUAUUGCAGCUCGUCAGGGAUCCGUCUGUUCGCUGGCAGCUUGUUACAGUCCUUGUGGUCAAUGCUGGCAUGCAGCUGUCUGGAAUCGAUGCGAUCUGGUUCUACACCAAUGCCAUCUUUGAGAAUGCGGGUAUUCCUGCCCAUCAGAUUCAGUACACAACCGUGGGCACUGGAGCCAUAGAGGUCAUCGCUGGAUUCAUAGGGUGCUUUACUAUUGAGCGUGUGGGUAGGAGGCCUCUGAUGAUUGGUGGCUUCAGCUUUAUGGGUGUGUGCUGCGCUGGAAUCACUUUCUCCCUACUAUUACAGGCUCACGUAUCCUUCAUGCGGUAUGUCAGUGUGGCCUGUGUGGUUGGAAUCAUCGCAGGAUUCUGCAUUGGGCCUGCUGGUGUCCCGUUUCUCAUGACAGGAGAGCUCUUUAAACAAUCCCAUCGACCUUCUGCCUACAUUGUAGGGGGAUUUCUCAACUGGAUAUCUAACUUCACUGUGGGAUUUGUCUUUCCAUUCCUUCAGAUGUCAGCUGGUGCGUUCUGUUAUCUGGUGUUCUGUGGUGUGUGUGUGGGGGUGGCAGCCUACGUUUUCUUCAUCAUCCCUGAAACAAAGAACAAAACCUUUGUGGAGAUCAGUCAGAUGUUCGCUUCAAGAAAUGCUUGUGAAAUUGAAAACCAGCCGCUGGGAAUCACUGACCAACUCGGGCUCAAAAAAAUGAAGGGGUAUGGUGCACUGGUGCCUGGAGAUGUGGACAAAAUGGACAGGACCGAGAAAUAGUUGUGAAGAAAGAGGGCAGUAUAUGCUGUGUUCUGGUGCUACAAACCACUCUUCUGUGCACUGCAAGAAUGUGAUGUUUUCCUGAAUUAUCUUGUGUCAUUAGAUCACUUAUAAAAGCACCAUUAAAGUAGCCCAUAUAGAGCUUUUAUUUCCAAGUCUUGUGAAGCCAUUCAAUCGUUUGUGUAAUGAACAGACUAAAAAUAGAGCUUAUGCACUAGUUGGAAAUCAACAACAUCUCAUAUUAUUGUUCGACUAGUAACCAAAUGUCAAAUCGGUACAAUAGAUGCCAUGUUUUGAGAGUUUCAA
This is a messenger RNA of Sinocyclocheilus rhinocerous, 1875 nucleotides long. RefSeq names its product solute carrier family 2 member 15b (gene slc2a15b). The transcript has 12 exons. Gene Ontology annotation, molecular function: D-glucose transmembrane transporter activity. Gene Ontology annotation, biological process: dehydroascorbic acid transport. Gene Ontology annotation, cellular component: plasma membrane. The coding region runs from base 1 to 1569 and encodes 522 amino acids. NCBI's taxonomy places the organism in Eukaryota, Metazoa, Chordata, Actinopteri, Cypriniformes, Cyprinidae. The record is from RefSeq and is a predicted model, not a curated record.